CAGGCAGUUCCAGCCAGCUGUCAACUAUACUUCUAUCAAUCGUUCGCCACUGGCACUCAGCGGGAGAAAGAAAAACUUCGAGGGUGAAUUUAUUCCAUAUUCAAUAGUUAUCGCGAGCCCGUAUCAUAGCCAUUUAUUUUGUUCACAACCAGUGUUUUUUGUUCGUGUGUGAGUAUUACGCCUACUCGAUUUCGACGGAGGAUUCUGAAUCUACGUUCUAAUCAACCGCGAAGAUUGUAUUUCUCCUGUGCUGAUUUUCGGGGCAGCUGGCUGCUAUCAGAUUCGGAUGGUGAAACUUAUAAGUGUGUCGUUCUAGCUAGAGAAUCCGCUUCGCUUGUGUGGAAUCACUUGUUCUGAUUGGGAGGUCAAAAAAGUGUGCAACGAUUACUGAUAAUGGUUUCCCGGAGGAGCUAGUGUUGCUACUCGUCUCCGAUCGAGAGUAUGUGUUCGAGCGAAAGUGUAUCGAAAGUAGUGGAUUAGUUUUGUUGUGUUGUACAUUAUUAGAUGGUGUUUCCGGUGCCGAAUAGCAUCAACCGGAGCCAAAGAGUAAAAUACUUCCGAUGACCUCAGACGGACCGCUAGUCAAUUUGGAUUUCGAAGAAACCAACGCGAAAGCUAACUUUCCAGCUGGAGCUACCACAACAACAACGACGGUAAUAGCCGCCGUUCACCACCCAGAGAGGGAAGCGACGUCAAAUAGAUCGUUGGCGAACGGGGGCUCUUUUGUUGGAUCGAGGAGAGUGGCUGGCGGAGGUGGAGGAGGAGAUCCAGCCCUGACCCGAUCUGCAAAUGUAGACAAAAGCAAAACGAAACAGCAUGAGAUAAACGUCGAUCUGUCAUCGGACUUCGACAGGAAUAGUGUGAACUCUUUGUCGACUUCAACAGCCGCCACCGAGGAUUUGAUAGGAUCGGGAACGGGUGCAAGUUCUUUGUCACUCAUUACGGAAGUGCACUUCGAAGGCAUUACACUGGAUUCCGGGAUUGAUCGGGAAUCGCAGCCACUGCUUGGCGGCCGCGAGCAUGAAAUUACCUACAACCAAUUCCCAGAUGACCCCCACUUCAGUGACCUGGUGUACUCGGCCGAAAUCGCCAUCGAUGCCGGCAUCUACCCGGAGCGAAUCUAUCAAGGAAGCAGUGGUUCUUAUUUCGUGAAAAACCCCGCCAAUAAAGUAGUGGCGGUAUUCAAACCGAAGGACGAAGAGCCCUACGGAAGGCUCAACCCAAAGUGGACGAAAUGGAUGCACAAGCUGUGCUGUCCGUGCUGCUUCGGGCGUGCGUGCCUCAUUCCCAAUCAAGGCUACCUAUCGGAAGCCGGCGCUAGUCUGGUCGAUCAGAAAUUGAACCUAAACAUUGUACCAAAAACGCGCGUUGUCCGACUGGUUUCGGAAACGUUUAACUAUCCCCGCAUUGAUCGGCAGAAAGCACGUAUUAAGAAGACCAUCAAAGAGCGAAUACCUGCGGCCCGCUUCAACCGGAUGAGUUUGCCACCUAAAACUGGCUCGUUUCAGUUGUUCGUUGACAGUUUCAAAGAUGCCGACUAUUGGCUGCGACGCUUCGAGCAAGAGCCGCUCCCGACGCGACUUUCGCAAAAGUUUCAGCUGCAAUUCGAACGGUUGGUUGUGCUGGACUACAUCAUCAGGAACACCGACCGUGGAAACGACAACUGGCUCAUCAAAUACGAACAACCAACGAUAGUUUCGCAUGUCAACGGGAGUACUCCGAACGGAAUUCCCCGGAGUAGCAGUCGGUUGGAAAUGACCGAGAAUACGGAUUGGAAUUUGGUUCAACUGCCGGAAAUCAGGAUCGCCGCCAUCGACAACGGGCUGGCGUUUCCGUUCAAGCAUCCGGAUUCGUGGCGUGCCUAUCCGUAUCACUGGGCUUGGUUACCGCAAGCGAAGGUACCGUUCAGUCAGGACAUCAAGGACCUCAUACUGCCCUCGUUGUCUGAUUUGAACUUUGUCGAGGAAUUGUGCAACGAACUGUACGAACUGUUCCGCCAGGACAAGGGCUUCGAUCGGGGCCUGUUCGAGCGGCAAAUGUCUGUGAUGCGCGGCCAGAUACUGAAUCUGACGCAGGCCCUCAAGGACGGCAAGAGUCCGGUGCAGCUGGUCCAGAUGCCGGCUGUCAUUGUUGAACGAUCAAAGGUGAAUCCCGGUUCGGCUCGAUUUUUCUCAUUCCAACAGCGCUUCCAAAAUAAGAGCCCCUUCUUCUCAUGGUGUUAGAAAGAAAUAUUUCCACGAAACUAAGUAACGAACAACACCGAAUAAAUAAAAAAACGAGAAAGUAAGUUUAAAACUAACAGCAGAAGAAGCAAAGUAAAUAGUGACUAAAAACCGAAGCGAAAAAAAUAGGUGAAACAAUGUUCUGGGAACACUAUUUGUUUGUAUGAAAUCGCGAUAAUGAAGAGGAACGUUAUAAAUUAUAUAUAUUGAAUAGUGAACACAAAAUGUAUGUAUUUAUCAUUCAAAUUAUGAAAAAAAAAUAAAGUUAAAUAGUGUAAAACCAUUCUGCUGACAGUGAACCAUUCAAAUGUCUAACGAAAUUCUCCCGUUUUUGCUUUGUUUUGCUGGUAAGUCGAACAGCCCUGAAAAUUUUCUUUAAUUUAUUCCGACAUCAAACGCUUGCAAUCUUAUGUAAAUAAGCUGUUAUGAAGAGGAUGAAUUUGGUCUCAUUUUUUUAAUGUACCCAAAAGGAAGUUACUAAAACCCGUUAGCAACAUUGAACUUGAGUCAAACAUUUCAAUGUGGCACUUGGCAGCAAGUAGUAGAGAGGUUACGAAUCAAAUUAACGUCACUAGUCUUAUUUAAUAAAUUGCAUUACUACUAAAGCAGAAAAAAAGCAUAAGUCUAAGUUUGGAAUCAGCUCAUAUUUCGAAAUUUGUACAACAGCAGAAAUAUUCGGAUUAGGUCAAGUAAAACGGAUUCACGAACCCGGUUGGUCCAAAAGUAGUUUGAAUUUUCGACAGAUACAUUUUCAUAAAACAGCAAAAGGAAAUAGUAACUGAUAUAGGCUAGAAACAUUUCCGUAGCUAGGUAGAUCAACAUAGGAAAUAAACUAUAUACAAACCAGUAACAGUCAGGCAUGGGUGGACAACAUUUGAGUGUUCUACAAUAGAAGACAGGCGAGAGAGAGAGAAAAAAUCAAACGAAAGGUCGCGAGUUGGAUUUAGUGAAAACAAGCCCGAUCACUAGCAAUGUUUUAGUUAAACUUAUAUACUACAUCACAUCCACAGUUACACAAAGGCAUGCAGUCCUCAAUAGACCAACUACGUUUUACAAUCAGUUGCAUUAGUUCCGAGAUGCAAAUCAAUAAUAAUCAUCAAAUAAAAUA
Molecule: messenger RNA, 3330 nt
Organism: Ochlerotatus camptorhynchus
Lineage: Eukaryota; Metazoa; Arthropoda; Insecta; Diptera; Culicidae
Gene: Pi4KIIalpha
Product: phosphatidylinositol 4-kinase II alpha
Exons: 5
Coding region: 561-2222 (553 amino acids)
Biological process (GO): endosome organization; Golgi organization; phosphatidylinositol phosphate biosynthetic process
Cellular component (GO): plasma membrane; lysosomal membrane; trans-Golgi network
Molecular function (GO): 1-phosphatidylinositol 4-kinase activity
Source: RefSeq, a predicted model, not a curated record